AUGCUCAUUUCGUGAUUCGCGAGACUACGACGAAAUGUCACUGAAGGGAGAGACGAAACCAGGAACAGGAGCCGUUAAAGUGACGGCUAAAAAACACAGAUGGUAUCUUGGAGGUAUUGCCUCGGCCAUGGCCGCCUCUUGCACCCAUCCGUUGGAUCUUCUAAAGGUUCAUCUUCAGACACAGCAGAAGGUUGAACAGAGAUUGGUAUCCAUGGCAGUUCAUGUUGUACGUACUCAAGGAGUAUUGGCACUUUACAAUGGACUAUCAGCUUCUCUUACACGACAGCUGACAUACUCCACAACACGCUAUGGGUUAUAUGAGGUAGGCUCAGCAAGACUUAGAAAAGGAGAUGCUCCUCUACCAUUUUACCAAAAAAUUGCAGUUGGAGCAUUGUCAGGUUUUAUUGGAGGAAUUAUUGGAAAUCCUGCAGAUAUGGUCAAUGUGAGAAUGCAAAAUGAUGUUAAGAUAAUAGAUGUUGCAAAGAGGAGAAAUUACAAGAAUGUAUUUGAUGGUCUUUACAGAACAGCAUCAGAAGAGGGUAUUUCUACCUGGAUGAAGGGUGUGCAAAUGACCUCAUCUAGGGCUGUGUUGAUAACAGUGGCCCAGGUAGCUUGUUAUGACCAAGUUAAACAGCUAUUACUUGGAUCUGGAUACUUCAGUGACAAUAUCAUAACGCACUUCACUGGCAGUUUUAUAGCGGGGACAAUUGCAACAGGCAUUACGCAACCAGUUGAUGUCAUGAAGACAAGACUGAUGGAAGCUAAACCAGGACAGUACAAGAGUGUUCUGGACUGCAUUCUCUACACCGCGCGGCUCGGACCUAUGGGGUUCUACAAGGGCUUUAUUCCAGCUUGGAUCCGUUUGGAACCCUACACAAUUUUAACGUGGAUCUUUCUUGAACAACUUCGAGUGUUGUUUCCUCUAAAGGAGUCGUAGACUGUUUGUCUGUGUAGUUACAAUACUAAAUACUACGCCGCGAUAAUCUUUUAUUAAAGGGGGUAAGUUUCUGAAGAAACUGUGGUGCUACAUCGAUCUGGGGUAUUACAAAAUAAUUUGAUUUCAUCAAGUGAGUUGAUAAUGUAAACUGGUCUCUGUAAACAGUUUAUAGCUUUAGAAACUCUUUACGGUGGCCAAUUUUCAUUCUCAACUCGGACGAUAAACUGAAAUUAUCUUGUAAUUUUUUGUUAAUAUAGUUAAUAAGACGAUUUCAAGUGCAAUUUGGUGUUAAUAAGUACGAGUAAAUUUUUCAAAGACAAUAAAAAGUGCGCAAGCUCGUAUGGCCAGUUCAAUUUGUAAACUUUGAAAAUUUUACAAGGGCUUACUUGCACCAAAUUGUACUUUAAAUCAAAUUAUUACUUAUUUUAAAAUAAUUUAAAUGAAAUAAGCGUCGCAGAAAGUCAAGGCAGACAAAAUUAUUGCAGCUCGCGCGCCAUUUGUAAAUUCCAUUCGUCUUACAACUUUGACUCGUGUUACAUGAAUAAUGAACUCGUUUUCAGCCAAUCAGAUGCGCAUGAUUUUUUCAGCUAUAUUGUUAGACUGAUGUAAUGCGGAAGGUUACGAUGAAAUUAUAGGAUAAACAAAUUUUGAAAAUGAACCAUAAAACAAUGUGACAAGUAAUAUAGAUAAUGGUUUCAAAAAAUUUUGGCUUCUAUUAGAGAAAAGAAAUCACAGACUGAUUUUUUCUCUUUUUAGAGAUGAAAAUGUGUAUAUUUUUAACGCUUUAUUUGAUUAUGCGCAAUUUCAAAGUGUGAAUGUUAAUAUCCUUAAGAAAUCUUAUAUUUACACUUUUAAUACAAUUUAGCCUUGCGUACGGUGUCCUUCUGGCUGUUUUUUUCUUUUUGAGCGGCUAGGAUGCAUUGUAUAACCAGCUGGGGAAAGCUGACGAAGCUCACUGAUCUUUAUCUAUUAAAUUAGUAUCUCAUAGGUUUAGAAUCUAAGGCGUUUAAUUUAUGAUUCAGAAAUAAAGUCAUUUUACGAAGCAUAGGGCCUAUCCUGCUUUUGAGUCAUCUGAUAGAACUGAG
This is a messenger RNA of Pocillopora verrucosa, 2022 nucleotides long. The record is from RefSeq and is a predicted model, not a curated record. NCBI's taxonomy places the organism in Eukaryota, Metazoa, Cnidaria, Anthozoa, Scleractinia, Pocilloporidae.